Erigeron canadensis is the source of this 2059-nucleotide messenger RNA. RefSeq names its product protein NRT1/ PTR FAMILY 2.13. Gene Ontology annotation, biological process: oligopeptide transport; transmembrane transport. NCBI's taxonomy places the organism in Eukaryota, Viridiplantae, Streptophyta, Magnoliopsida, Asterales, Asteraceae. Bases 111 to 1916 code for a protein of 601 amino acids. The record is from RefSeq and is a predicted model, not a curated record. The transcript has 4 exons. Gene Ontology annotation, cellular component: plasma membrane. Gene Ontology annotation, molecular function: transmembrane transporter activity.
GAAGGGAAAAUAUAGUAGGAAGCAUUUGCCACAUGAGAACCACAACAAGCAUUUAAACUCUUCUUUUGCAAGUGCUUUCCGAUAACAUCGAUCUCUUUCAAGCUAGCCCAAUGCCACCACUAUCUUUGCCGGAAAAAGAUGUCGAAAAGGAUCAUAGCGACCACCAUCCUCCACCACCAAAGUCACCCACCAAACGAAAACCCGGUGGUUGGAAGUCCAUGCCUUAUGUCUUAGGAAAUGAAUCUUUUGAGAGAUUAGCAUCAAUGGGAUUGUUGGCAAACUUCACAGUGUUUCUAAUGACGGUAUUUCACAUGGACCAAGCAUCAUCAUCAAAUCUAAUCAACAUUUGGUCCGGUAUCAACAAUUUCGUGCCUUUCAUUGGUGCUUUCAUCUCCGAUGCAUAUGUUGGCAAGUUUUGGGUUAUCGGCGUUGCUUCCUUCUUUACACUUAUGGGAAUGGUGACCAUGACCUUAAUAAUGGCAAUACCAAAAUUGCAUCCACCAUCAUGCACCCAACAGCAAUCCCUACUCAAUCAAUGUCAAGGUGCAACCACUAAACAAUUCGGCAUCUUAGCCCUGGCCCUCGGAUUCAUCACCAUAGGGUCGGGUGGGAUCCGACCCUGCAGUCUACCCUUUGGGGUGGACCAAUUUGACCCGACCACAGACGAAGGAAGGAAAAGCAUCAAUAGCUUCUUCAAUUUGUACUACACAACCUUCACCAUCAUUUUGCUCAUUUCAUUGACUGUCAUGGUGUACAUCCAAGACUCCGUGGGUUGGGUUUGGGGGUUUGGUAUCCCAACCGGGCUGAUGGCAUGCUCAAUCGUCCUGUUCUUUAUUGGCACGCAUAUCUACGUUUAUGUCAAACCCGAGGGCAGUAUUUUCACUGGGAUCGCUCAAUCACUUGUCGCAGCUUACAAGAAACGUAAACUUAAAGCUCAAAAAGGAAUGACUAGAGAAAAGUUGUAUGAUCCGCCUAUUACAGGAGGAACAUAUCAAUAUCCAAAGUUGCCUUUAACUGAUAAGUUCAGGUUUUUGAACAAAGCAGCAAUUAUUACGGAUGAUGGUGAAGUAAACCCGGAUGGAAGUCGAUUAAGUCCAUGGAAUUUGGCAAGUAUACAACAAAUUGAGGAAGUUAAAUGUGUGAUCAAAGUCAUGCCAAUUGUAGCUUCGGGUAUUAUUUGUUUCACAUCAAUCAUCCAACAAAGUACUUUCACCGUGUCGCAAGCCCUUAAAAUGGACCGUCAUUUGGGUCCAAAUUUUCAAAUUCCAGCCGGGUCUAUGGGUGUUAUCUCCAUGCUCACCAUUGCCAUAUGGCUCCCUAUCUACGAUAGGCUCCUUGUCCCCCUUAUUCGAAAAUACACAAAAAAGGAGAGUGGGAUUACUCUCCUCCAACGUAUAGGAAUCGGUAUCAUUUUCUCUAUCUUGUCAAUGGUUGUCGCCGCAAUGGUUGAAAAAAUGAGGCGUGAUUCUGCCAAUCACCACAAACGGCCCGAUGGGCUUGCACCCAUAUCGGUUAUGUGGCUUGCUCCCCAACUCAUCUUGAUGGCGUUUGCCGAGGCAUUCAAUAUUUUAGGACAACUGGAAUUUUACUACAAAGAGUUCCCGGAUAACAUGAAAAGUGUGGCGAACGCGAUGUUUGGUGUGACGGCUGGUUUAGCAAAUUAUAUGAGUAGUAUAUUGGUUAGUAUAAUUCAUAAUUCCACCGGAAAACAUGGAAGACCCGACUGGUUAACCGCAAAUAUCAAUGAAGCAAGAGUUGAUAAGUUUUAUUACGUGCUGGCUGGAUUUGGGGUUUUGAAUAUGAUCUAUUAUCUCUUUGUUGCCUCUAGAUAUGAAUACAAGAAAGGCAUCCAAGUGCAGAUCAUUCAAGAUGAAGAAUCCAAGUUGUUUGUCGAGGUAAACGACAUCAAGAAAUGAGUGAUCAGUUUGUUUAUUUAGGUAUAUAAUAGUACCCGUAGUAGUAAGUAUAUAUAUCUAGUGUACUGCUAGCUUUUAAUAAAACAUCGACUAUAGCUAGUUUUCUAAUGAAUUUUGGUAAUACAAUUACUUUGAUUGUUCUA